CAUGUCCAAGUAAAAGCUCACUCUCUCUCCGAUGGACUCUCCUGUGGAAAUUAUCUGCAAAAAUACACUAUAUGGCCAAAAGUAUUCACUCUUCUGCCUUCACAUACACACAUCAAUUUGAGUGAAAUCCCAUUCUUAAUCCUCAAGGUUUGUUGUGAUGUCAGCCCACUGUUUGCAGAACAGCUUUAACUCCUCCGGGGAAACUUUUCACAAGGUUUAGGAGUGUUUAUGGGAGUUUGUGAAGUCAGACUCUGAUCUUGGAUGAGAAGUCUAAUUCCAUUUUCUACUUCCACAGCAAACCCACUCAUCCAUGUCUUUUUGAACGUUGCUUUGUGCACCGGUGUGCAGUUAUAUUGGAACAGGAAGAGGCCAUCCCCAAACUGUUCCCAUUGUCUGAAUUUUCCUGAUAUGAUGAUUUUACAUUUCCUACCACUUCAUGGCUGAGUUGCUGUUGUUUCCAAUCACUUGCAGUUUGUUAUAAUUCCACAAACAGCUGACUGUGGAAUAUUUAGUAGUGGGGAAAUUUCAUGACUGGACUUGUUGCACAGGUGGAAUUAUAUCACGGCACAAUGCUGGAACAUUCUUUCACAGACACAUGUUUGAAAUCCUGCAGCUGGAAACACAUUCAUAAACACAUGAAGACAUUAAAUGGAUAUCAAAUAUAUCAAAGCUGAACUCAUUUCCUGUCCAUCUGCAUAGAGCAAGAAACUGCUCUGGUUCUCACACCAAGAAAUACAAAAUUAGUGACACUUAUGUUUUCUGUUUAUUUUCAUUUGGCUCAUCUGCAUAUUAGUGCUGUGAACAGGAAGGAAGCUGGUAUUUUAUAAUAGUUGGAUUUCUUUCUUGUACUUGGAGAGCACAGCAGAAAGGUAUCUCAGUGAAACAGCUCCAAUGAUCAUUUUGAAUCAAAACUCUGGUUCAGUCCUGAAUGUAGGCGACACCGGUAAAAUCCUUCACUCCCUGAGGAUGUCAGAGGACUUUUAGUCAUGUUCAGGUCACUGAAAAGAGAAGAUGGAUCUCUGAGAGUCACUGACCAAAGAGAACCAUGGAAAACUGAUAUCCACCACAGCAGUGUGGAUUUUGAAAAAGAGAACCUUACAGGAAGGUUAGAGUCUUUAAAUACUUGUCCACACUGACCAUUUGUUGAAGCUGCUUCUUAUGUCAAACAAAAUAAAGCUUAUACCUUUAAUUAGUUCCUGUUUCUUAUGAUUUUUAGAGUAUUAUUUUAAAUCAGAGAAUUUUUUUGGCUUUUUAAAAGAACUCCAUUAAAAAAAUCAUCUGGUUUCAACCAUAAAAUGUUUCAGUUUCCCCCAGUGGUGAGACUUUAGUGUUGCUGCUUCAGUACUGAGGACUCCACUGUCUGCAUCCAUCAUCCCACCAAUGCUCUUUGCACUGAUCCAUUUCAGCGCCACAGAAGAAUCAGUUCAUACAACUUAAAGAAAAAAGAGCACAUGCUGAGAAUAACAUUAUCUUUAUUUUUCAUUGAACAAGUAAAGAUAAUCAAAGUGGAUUAAUAGUAGUUUUUAACUUCUGUGUUUACUUGCAUUUAUCCUACUGUGAACAGGAAGGAAGCUGAUAUAUUUAAACACUUCCUUUAUCUGCCUGCAGACCACAGCAAAAGAAAUCUUUAGACAACGUCCUUCACAUUUUCACACAGACAGAUGAGAGGAGCAGCUAUGAGAUUAAAUACAGCAGUGAGAGGAUUUGUUGUCGUCGUUCUCUCUGUGUCAGUGGUACAGAGUCCGGAUGGCUGGGGAGUGACUUACACUUCUACUCAGAUCUGUGCUGUAAAAGGAUCAACAGUGGAAAUAAAAUGCAGCUACACAUACCCAUCCUGGAUAUAUGGUCAAACUUAUAAAACUUAUCAAACUACUAAAGUUCAAAUGGAAUUGUGGUUUACUAAAGGAACCAAUCAUAAUCCUGUGGAUCUGAAAUCAGACUCAGACUACACAGGACGAGUGGAGUAUCGUUCUAAUCAGAAGGACUGCACUCUGAGAAUCACAGAGCUGAGAGAGAGCGACUCAGCUGUGUACAAGUUCAGAUUCAUAACAAACCAACAAGGAGGGAGUUAUACUGGUUCACCUGGAGUCACUUUGACUGUCACAGAUCUCCAGGUGCAGGUGAUCACAUCACAGCACGGACAGGAUGGUACCCAGGUACAGCUGAAAUGUCACAGCAGCUGUCUGCCUGAUCAUCCUUCCUAUGUGUGGAUGAAGAAUGGGCAGGUCAUUCUGAGAGAAACAUCUUCUACUCUUCGGUAUUCAUUUUUUCCUGAAGACAACAUUUCCUGUGCUCUAAAAGGACACGAGGAGUUUCCCUCUCCAUCAGUGUAUGAUCCAAAGCCUCCCUCUGUGUCAGUGAGUCCUUCUGGUGAAAUCACAGAGGGCAGUUCAGUGACUCUGACCUGUAGCAGUGAAGCUAACCCAGCAGCUACGUAUGUCUGGUACAAGAGGAACAGCCAACCACUCAGCAAAAACUCACAGCUCAUCCUCAGCUCCAUCCAGUCCUCUGACUCUGGAGAGUAUUACUGUUCAGCUGUGAACAAGCUGGGGUCAAAACGUAAAUCCAUCACUAUUGAUGUGAAAUAUGAUCCAAAGCCUCCCUCUGUGUCAGUGAGUCCGUCUGGUGAAAUCACAGAGGGCAGUUCAGUGACUCUGACCUGUAGCAGUGAAGCUAACCCAGCAGCUACGUAUGUCUGGUACAAGAGGAACAGCCAACCACUCAGCAAAAACUCACAGCUCAUCUUCAGCUCCAUCCAGUCCUCUGACUCUGGAGAGUAUUACUGUUCAGCUGUGAACAAGCUGGGGUCAAAACGUAAAUCCAUCACUAUUGAUGUGAAAUAUGCUCCAAAGCUUCCCUCUGUGUCAGUGAGUCCCUCUGCUGAGAUAGUGGAGGGCAGUUCAGUCACUCUGACCUGUAGCAGUGAUGCUAACCCAGCAGCUAGUUACACCUGGUACAAAGAGGAUGAAGACUCACUUAAAACAUCAGGACACAACUUCACCAUCAGCAACAUCAGACCUGAGCACAGUGGGAGUUAUUACUGUGUGGCCCACAACAACAGAGGGACUCAUAACUCCACCUUACAGCUGACUGUUGUAGCAGGAGCAGGAACAUUAGAAGCUGCUGGAGUAACUGCUGCUGUUCUCCUGCCUGUCAUAUUCUUCUCUGUCUUCCUGUGGAUUCAAAAAAAGAGGAUGUCCAAGGAACCUGUUAAAUCUGAAGACAGAGCCAACAACAGAGAACAGUGUUUACCUGAUCAGAGACAGCCAGAGGAGCAGGAUGAUCUUCAGUAUACCAGCAUCCACUUCUCCAAUAACCAGGCAGAUCCUCUCUACUCCAACAUCAGAGCAGCUCAGCCUCACAGACACAUGCAGGAACAGGAAGUUACUGAGUACACUGCUGUUAGAUUUAACAGAGGCAGUGCAGCCAAGAGAGAUAGAAGUCAGGAAACAGGAGAGUCUCCAUGUGCACUGUACUCCACAGUCAACAAAACCAGAUGAAGGGACGGGUUGAUGAUGAUGAUGUGAUAUUUAUGUAGACUCAGUGUAGUUAAGCUCAAUUGUAGUUAAGUGGUUUUUAAAAUAGGUGAAAAUUUCUUAUAUUGUUAUGUUUAGUCGAAAAAUGUUACUGUGUUUUCCUCUUUUUUUGUAUAGUUGUUGUUUUUAAAUAUCACACUGUUAAUAAUAGACCAAGAUCUGAGUGUAUACAAAAUGCAGGUUUUAAAUGAAGAAUUGUUUUUUAAGGGACAAGCAGCUAUCCAGACGUCUUGAUGCAUUCUCCAUCAUCCAGGAAAGUAAAUCUCCAAAAGUUGAAUCUGUUCAUCUGGACGUAGCGUGUGGGCUGGUUUUAGUCAUUAUGCAAAUGUACUGUUUAUAAGAUUGCGGAAACCUGCAGUCAGCUGAGACUGAAGAAGUCACUUGGAUGAGUGACGAAACGUUUCUCCCACAAAACGCUACGUCCAGAUGAACAGAUUCAACUUUUGGAGACAGCUAUCCAGACCUACCUGGAUGUAGGAAUCCAAUAAAGUCUUUUCACAACAGACAUGUCAAAGUGGAUCAGCUUCCUCACUUUGUUCAGUGAUUUCACUCAUCUAAAUCAGACCAUGGAUCACACUUUGCUAACUGUACAAGUCUCAGAUUUAAUUAUUCUGAAACUAAGUUUAAGCUUCCCAGAACUUUUUGUUGCAAGUUACAUUACUGAUAU
Molecule: messenger RNA, 4203 nt
Organism: Oreochromis aureus
Lineage: Eukaryota; Metazoa; Chordata; Actinopteri; Cichliformes; Cichlidae
Product: B-cell receptor CD22-like
Exons: 11
Coding region: 1662-3500 (612 amino acids)
Source: RefSeq, a predicted model, not a curated record